Owenia fusiformis is the source of this 3893-nucleotide messenger RNA. Lineage: Eukaryota; Metazoa; Annelida; Polychaeta; Sabellida; Oweniidae. The record is from the annotation of a GenBank genome assembly.
UAAUCGCGCAGCAAAUAUCAUAAUUAGGUCAACAAGGUGCGAUAAAAAGUACUUCCUACGUCUAUUGUAAAUAUUCUGACGGAAAAAUGACUCAUUUUAUCAAGUGGAACGGUAUUCCAUAAUGUUUUCUACACCAAGAACUAAAACUAUGGCGUCUUGGACCUUAUUUUUAGUAGUGAUCUCAACUUUUUUCACAGUGACAGUUUGCCAGACACCACCAAUUCCGAUUCCAGUGUUAGAGGCCAGCAAAACUAUAAAUAGAACAUUAGCCAGUCAAAACUACCCAAAUAUAUAUCCAGCAAAUCUAACACAAGAAUGGAUAUUACGGGCUACUCUUAUGACAGACACUGUAAUAGUCCUGCUGACCUUCAUAGAUAUGGAAUCAUCAGACAAUUGCAGAGACACAGAUUUCAUAGAGAUAAGAGAUGGUAAUAAUGCUGAUGAUCCAGUUAUAGUCAACUGGUGUGGCAAAACACCUGUUAACACAAAAGUGUCUACCACUGGAAGAUACAUGCGCAUCAGAUUUGUCUCUAAUAACAUACAGUCCAAUCAGACUGGAUUCAGCCUCACAUACUGGUCUGGGGAUGAACUGUUCACUGGCACAUUGCUGAAGGCCCCACAGGAUACAGCUGUCAAAUACCAGGGAGAUACUAAACUGGACUGUGAGGUCAAUGGUACACAGAGAGUAGAAUGGCGGGAGUAUUUCACUAACUCUAGUGCAGUAGAUGGGACGAGAAUAUUUCUGGCUACCAGAGAAAAUCAUAAUCAAAUAGAGGAAUCUCACAUAUACAAACUCAGAUACAGUAUCGAGGGCAGAUACAGCCUUGUGAUCAAAAAUGUUCUUGAUCAGGAUGUCGGGAAAUAUGGAUGCAAGAUGGUCAGUGAGACAGACUUCCAUUUUGCCCACAUAUCUGUCAUCAGAGCACCCCUUUGUGUUGUAAAACCAAUUGAAGUAAAUGAAGGGGGAACUAUAUCUUUGACGUGUGACUCACAGUUUUGGGGGACAUUGAAACCAUCGCUAACAUGGUACUGGAACGAUUCUAACAUCCUGCCAAGCACACCCAGUGAAGAAUCUAAUCUUGUUCGACAAAGUACAAGCUUUCCUGCUGGAGUAGAAUAUGACAGAAGGGUGUGGACUUGUAAACUUGAUGUCUCAAAUGUCCCAAGCUUCACAGAUGAGUGCAGAACACUCCCAUUGGGUGUUAAAUAUUCUGUAAGGAAUAUCAUAAUCUACCCAAUUGAUGACAACCCAUCAGUGACACAAUUUGAUCCUGAUGAUGAGAUUACAUGUUCAGCAGAGGGGAAUCCUGCACCAUCAUUCAUUUGGACAAAGGUGUCAGGUGGAGAUCCUUUGACAACCAUUAAUGGAAAAACGCUCAAAAUCACCAGUGAGAUGGGUGGGAACAACAAAUACACAUUGGCUGCUAGGAACACAUUUGGAACUAAAUCACGAACAAUUGACUUUGUUGUCAAACUACCUCCUCCACCUCCCUCUGCUGUCAAUGUUGGUGCUAUAAUUGCUGGUAUUGCUGUAUUCCUCAUAUUACUAGUGGCAUUGAUAUUUUUCCUACUAUGGAAGUACAAGCGAGAGAAAUUGAACAACUUUAAGGACAGGGUGACCCAAUAUUCUAUGAGGCGUACUCGCAAUUUUCGUGCUAGCUUUAGGAGACUUAGUACUGGUAUCAGAACCAGUUUACGUGGGCGACGUGGAGACCGCACCCCAAUUAACAGGAGACAAAAUGGCGACAUUGGUCCCGAUGGUAAAGAUGAAGGAAUCGUUGAGUUGCGUGUUCCUCAAGAAGACACUGAUAUCUUUGAUGAUAUAGGAACAACUAAACUUCCCCAAAAUGAGAGGAGUUAUGAUAAUGCAGCGUUUCAAAAGGAAGAGCAACCUCAGCCACCUCCCCGUGGUCGACGUGACAACAGAGCGCCCUCCACUCCAAGGACACCAAAUGGGAAUACAUAUGAAAAGCUGGGACCUAAAACUCCAGAUAAUGCAAUGUACAGUAGCCUACCAAAGCAAUGGGAACUCACUCAAGAGCAAGUUGAAUUUAUCGAACCCAUAGGAGAAGGUGCCUUUAGUCAAGUGUGGAGAUGUGUGGUUCAUGAACAACAUUCUUCACCAAAAGAUGUUGCAUCUAAACUUCUUAAAGAGGGUCAUGUCAAGAUGGACCGCAAGUUCUUAGAGGCAGAAUUAGCAGCAAUGAAAGUUGUUCCUCCACACAGAAAUGUUCUGGCACUUGUGGGCCAUUGUACACAAACAGACCCACUUCUUGUUGUGAUGGAACUUGGAACAUUUGGUAAUCUGCAGUCAUACCUACGUAGCAACCCUACCACCCUUACAGCUCAAGAUCUGCUUUCCUUUGCCUGGCAAAUAGCUAAAGGCAUGGCACACAUAUCAUCAUUAAAGAUGUUACACAGGGGUCUAACAUGUCGUAGUGUUCUGCUAGGUGACAAUCUUACAUGUAAGAUUACCGAUUAUGGUUACUCAAAAGAUAUCAUGGAGUAUCAUAUGUACAAACGAGAAUCUAGGGGCCCCCUCCCCAUCAGGUGGAUGGCUCCAGAGGCAUUGUUUGAUGACAUUUAUACAGCCCAUAGUGAUGUAUGGUCAUAUGGUGUCACAUUGUGGGAGAUUGUCAAUCUAGGUGCCAUACCAUUCAGUAAUAUGCCCGACUCUGAGGUGAUUAACUUGAUAGAAAGUGGCUAUAGGCUGGAGAAACCACGUCAUUGCAGGAGAGAAGUUUAUAAUGUUAUGUACCAUUGUUGGAGUACAAGACCUGAUCAGAGACCAGGCUUCAAUGAACUAUGCCUCUCAAUAGAGGACCUCUUACAGAACAGCAAUAUCUACAUAGACAUGAUGCGGGCAGUAGAGCCAGAUUUAGACCAGAGCUUAGAUCAGGGUUUAGACAGGAAUGGUCCAAGGAGUCCUCAGACCCCUGCUAAUAACUAUGAUCCAUCAUAUGGAGGCCAAGUUAGUGGAGGAAUUGAAAUAUAAGAGUACUCACUUUGACCCAAUUCAGGGUUUGAGUAGAAAGUGCUCAAUGUGUCUACAGAUCCCUGCUAAUUAUGGAUACAGUUUUAGAGUGAAAAUUUCUAAGAUAUGCAUAUUCUUGGACUCCCAAUAUUUUCCUUGGAGUAAAAUGUGCCAAUGGGUUCCAUGCCUGUUAUGAGAUUAGUUAUCCUUUAUUUUAGGGUAUGUAAUGGCUCAUAAUUGAAUUAAUUCCCUUAUUUCAUUGAAUAACGGAAUAUUGGGAUUUCUAAUCCCAUGUUAUAUCAUAAAGUAAUGACUUCAUGAAACAGUGAGUUUCCCAUGUACAUUGGCAAUCUCAGAAGUACAAAAUAUAAGUGGGAUAUACAGAUAUAGCAAAGGUUGUGGGAUGCAAAUUCAAAUAAUAUUUAUCUCAUUAUUUGGAAGAAUACAGGAACAUGUGUAGGGUCAAUAUCACAUUAUGCACAAGAUUACAAUGAAAAUUCUGUCUUUGAUUGUAGAACACAUGGCACAUAUUGUUCUUCCAAGAUUACUAUAUUAUUGAAGGGUCUUGAAACAAGGGGAUUUAAAAAAGAUGCUACAGCACUCGUUCAUAAAAAUUGAAGGAUUUUGCUCAUUAAAGGUAGGAAGAGGGAUGAAUUGCAGAGAUGAGUUGAAAGUACAUUUCGAAAAAACAUACAUUCUUAUUCUUCACUCUUCUUUAGAGUUUUGCCGUUAUAUUUAUAUUAGAAUUCAUAUCAGGUACUUUUUUUAAGUAGUAGCAUGGGUGGACAUUCCGGGCGCAUAAUUAGAAGUUAAUGUCACUAUGACAUGAAAUAUUCCUGAGUUUGGAAGAUAUAUGACAUAAGGGAGGCUCCAUAUUUGGGCAAGAACGAAGGCAUAUUUCACUGCAUAGUGACAUAAC